Molecule: messenger RNA, 312 nt
Organism: Dentiscutata erythropus
Lineage: Eukaryota; Fungi; Glomeromycota; Glomeromycetes; Diversisporales; Gigasporaceae
Source: the annotation of a GenBank genome assembly
AUGAAAAAGCUUGUAAAAUCACAUCUAAAAAACUGCGCAUAUUUCAAAAAUAAGAAAGGAGAAGAUAAAGUUACUCAAAUGCUAAAUAAUACAGAUACUAAUAAUGAGUCUGAUGUCCAAACUCAAGAUGAUUUUAGUAAUACUGAACAAGAGCGCAAAGGACCAUUAGAUCGUCAUGUUGUAUGUAAGCUUUCUAAAACAAAAAAACUUAAAUUAGAGCAAUUAAUUUUAAAAAUGAUAGUGUCCAAUAGUUGGAGUUUUAGAUGGGUUGAUAACCCAGAUUCACAAGCUACUUUCAAGUUUUUUAAUUAA